GCCGGUGUGACGUCCGACGGUGACAAAACCCCAUAGUUUAGUUGAGAGAGAGCUUUCCUUCGUUGGGCGGACGGACGGACGGACGGAGGUUCACUGCCGGCCAGCAACCUCACCGGCCAACCAUGGAGUUUUAAUUGCUUUUCUGAGCUUCUCUCUGUCUGCCAGACAGUGCCUCUCUUCUUCCUUCCUUGAGUGGCCUGGCCGCCGCCUCUGCUUCCAGCAAGCCAAGCCGAAGCACAGGCCUACCAAUCUCGUCGUUGUCAGCGCCGGCGGCCCUUCUUCUUCUUCCCCACGUCGCUGUCUCUCCGGCUCUGGCGGCGCGCCAGUUUGAGUUUCAGUUAAAGUUGCCCUCCCUUUCUUUCUCGCCCAGUUUCAGUUUGGAAUUUUGAACUCUGCUCGGUCCCCCAGCCAAGCCCAAGCAAAAGCUCCAGUAAAAGACGCCUCUUCCCCUUUUUCUCUUCACCACCGUCGAUUCCUUCCUGCCUCGUCUCCCUCGCCUUCGGAGCUAGCGCGUAGCGGCGGUGGUCGCGCCUGCAUCUGUCUCUGUCUCCCCCAAUCUCUCGUUCUGGUGCGGUGUUAGUUUUACUGUCUGGUUCAGUUCUCCCGGGGGGGUGCUGCGGUUUCGAUUCUUGUAAGGUUUGGUAGGGAGGAGAUGGCGGCGGACGGUGAGCAGCAGAGCCGGGGACCGGAGGAGGAUGCGGCGGUGGUGGUCGUGGCGGCGCGGGCGGCGGCGAGGGAGGUCCCGAGGACGGCCGUGGCGUGGGCGCUGACGCACGUCGUGCAGCGCGGCGACUCCAUCCUGCUCCUCGUCCUCAUGCCGCCGCCGCCCUCCUCCGGCAGGAAGUUCUGGGGAUUCCCACUCUUUGCGGGGGAUUGCGCGAGCGGCCACAAGGCAGUGUCGAACCAGAAGUCGGACGUCUCCGAGCUUUGUGCUCAGAUGAUGCUGAAACUCCGCGACGUGUAUGAUCCCAGCAAGAUAAAUGUGAAGGUUCGGAUUGUCUCCGGUUCUCCUUCCGGCGUGGUGGCCACCGAAUCGAAGCGAGCGCAUGCCAGCUGGGUUGUUCUAGACAGGGAGCUGAAGCUUGAGGAGAAGCGUUGCAUGGAAGAACUGCAGUGUAAUAUCGUCGUUAUGAAGCGCUCUCGGCCCAAAGUGCUUCGGCUUAAUCUGGUGAAAUCUCCUGAAAGAGUGAAGUCAGAAGCAACUGCGCCGCCGCAGCCCGAGCUGAGUGCUUCAGUUCAUGAAAAUGCAAGUGAUGUAAAGGAGGAGCAGAUUUCGAUUCGAGGUCCUGCUGUGACACCAAGUAGCAGCCCGGAGCCAGAAACACCAUUUUACAGCACCGAUGUCGGAACAUCCUCUGUAUCAAGCUCAGACCCUGCCACUUCUCCAUUUUGUGCUUCAGAAACGAAUAGCUCUCUGAAGAAAGAAGCAACCAUGGAUAUCACCGGGGCAUCCUCUGUCGCAAGUCCAGACCCUGCCACUUCUCCAUUUUGUGCUUCAGAAACAAAUAGCUUUCUGAAGAAAGAAGCAACCAUGGAUAUCACCGGGACAUCCUCUGUCGCAAGUCCAGACCCUGGCACUUCUCCAUGUUGUGCUCCAGGGGCAAACAGCUCUCUGAAGAAAGAAGCAGAAACGGAUGAUUUCAAGCAAUUGGAUGUCAACAUAUCUGACUCUGAGAGCGAAACGUCAGCUCCUCCGGCAGCCUCAUCACUCCAACCAUGGAUGGCUGACAUUCUGGAGGAACCUGCAUCAUCCAGAUUAGUACGAAACCGUCCUAGAACUAGAAGAACUCCUACUGCAGAUGCCUUGCUCGAGAAGAUUUCCAAGCUGGAUCUACUGACUGAAAUCAGUGCAGUCAGGAGCAGGUCAGACUUGAACUUCAGAGGAAAUGUGAGAGAUGUUGUCUCACUGUCAAGGAGUGCUCCUCCUGGGCCACCGCCUUUGUGCUCGAUAUGCCAGCAUAAGACGCCGGUAUUUGGGAAGCCUCCACGAUGGUUCAGCUAUGCAGAACUGGACCAUGCAACUGGUGGCUUCUCGAAAGCAAAUUUCUUGGCUGAAGGUGGGUUUGGGUCUGUUCACAGAGGGGUGCUACCUGAUGGCCAAGCAAUUGCUGUCAAGCAGCACAAACUAGCUAGCUCCCAGGGCGAUGUCGAGUUCUGCUCGGAGGUGGAGGUUCUGAGCUGCGCGCAGCACCGGAAUGUUGUGAUGCUGAUUGGUUUCUGUGUCGAAGACAAGAGGCGUUUGCUAGUUUACGAGUACAUUUGCAACAGAUCACUGGAUACUCAUCUUUAUGGCCGUAGCAAAGAGACGUUGGGGUGGGCUGCCAGACAGAAGAUUGCAGUGGGAGCCGCCAGAGGGCUGCGAUACCUCCAUGAAGAAUGUAGGGUUGGUUGUAUAAUCCACCGUGAUAUGAGACCAAACAACAUCCUCGUCACACAUGAUUUUGAGCCGCUGGUCGGCGAUUUUGGCUUGGCUAGGUGGCAACCUGACGGAGACAUGGGUGUUGAAACAAGAGUCAUUGGUACAUUCGGUUAUCUGGCACCUGAAUAUGCCCAGAGCGGGCAGAUAACCGAGAAGGCCGAUGUCUACUCAUUCGGGGUUGUUUUAGUGGAACUUGUCACCGGACGCAAGGCUGUCGAUAUUAACAGACCGAAGGGCCAGCAAUUUCUAACUGAAUGGGCACGACCUUUACUGGAAGACCAUGCGAUCGACGAACUCAUCGACCCACGCCUCGAGGACCGCUUCUGUGAAAACGAGGUCUACUGCAUGCUACACGCAGCAAACCUGUGCAUAAGACGCGACCCUCAUUCAAGGCCACGCAUGUCCCAUGUUCUCCGCAUACUGGAGGGUGACAUGGUGUUGGAAUCCGGCUGCAUUUUGGCUCCCAGCAGCGACGCCGGUAGCAUGAGCCGGCGUAUGCAGAGCGACCGGCUGCAUUUUCAGGAGCAGAGCAGCCCGGUUCAGCCUGACCCGCAGUCGCAGUGUGUCGGUGAAGUGAAUCGUUCUCAUGAGACCUUGAGGAGUGCCUGGGAUCCAGAUAGGGAGGACCUGUCCCACAGAUUGUGGUAUCCUUCAGCUGCAGAUUGCAGCCAGCCAAGAUGAAAUAUAUACUACUAUUCUUUGCCUUUGUGUAACAAUGUAGUGAUUGAGGUAUGUAUAUGCUGCCAAUUUUUGCUGCUGUUCAUAGUAAUGGAGUAGAUGGUAUUGUAGUAGGGCUUUACAUUAUGCUGAGCUCUCUGGGUUAGCUCUUGUUUUUGCGCAUUAGCCAACUGAGAAAAGUAUGCUGCUAUACUUGGUGCUGUUUCAUAUAUACUGCCUUUGUGGAAUCUCAUUGCUUGAGAUAUAUAUGGUGCCAAUUCUUGCUUCUA
Messenger RNA from Brachypodium distachyon (stiff brome), 3366 nucleotides. Its product is annotated as inactive protein kinase SELMODRAFT_444075. The record is from RefSeq and is a predicted model, not a curated record. Gene Ontology annotation, molecular function: protein kinase activity; ATP binding. Lineage: Eukaryota; Viridiplantae; Streptophyta; Magnoliopsida; Poales; Poaceae. Gene Ontology annotation, biological process: protein phosphorylation. The coding region runs from base 653 to 3100 and encodes 815 amino acids. The transcript is spliced from 9 exons.